AUGGUGGCUUCGAACUUCCAAUUUGUUGAAGUGUGCACGUUGCCGGAGGAAAGCAUUGCUUGGAACUCCUUCAAGAUUGCUGGUUUGCAGUUGCACCAGGAUGUGGGGAAAGACACACUCCAAAAAAAUGCAUCCUUUCGUCUCAGAACAUUACUUCGAUUGUUGGAGAAAGACAAUGGCAAUCCACACAGCGACACAAUAUUUCAUUUCUGCACCGGCUCCAGCUGCUGUGUGGCUGGCCGAGAAACAGCACUGAGCACAAUUAUCAAUUGUUAUUUGGACUUGUUCUCCCACAUGCCGGUACCGUUGUUGUACCGAUGGAAACACGCUCCGAUUUGCAACAGCUUCAUCCAGGAUGGUCAUUUCCUUCACAAGAUCCUGCCCCGCACCCUAGCAUCCAUGCCACAGAUGAAGUGUGAGUCAGACAAGGUGAUGGAAGCAAUCAACAAGUGGACACAAGCUGCUCAACGACCAGAUGGGACAGAUGAUGCUGAGGAACUUGGGCGUUUGGUUGAAGACAUGUUGCAACAAGAGUCAUCAUACGCUGAAAGGAAUGCGAAAAGAUUCAAGCUCGUGAACCAGGCUUUCCAGGAAAAGAACUUUGAGGUAAUUGUUCAGAUCGUCUCAUUUUUGAUGAGACCUUUGGACACUGCCAUCAACAGGCUUCUGAAGCGAAGUUCGGACUUGAAAGGCAUUCGCUUUCAGGGCAUUCAGGGCUCAGAAGUUGAAUCAAUCCCAGACAUGAAGGCGAGAUCUAUGCAGUUCUUCAUCUCAUAUGUCACUGGAAGAUUUGGACACAACAUCAUUCUUGAUUUCGUCCAGCAACUCAAAUCUGAUGAGUUGACAACACAUUGCCGUGCUUGCUCAGACCCUGGCAUGAUCCAAACAUGCUUUCAACUGGUUGUGCAUGCCAUGUCAGAUGUGUGGUGGCGCUGUUGCUUGCCAGCUGAACAUUUUCCAAACCAAUUGUUCGCUCUGGCAACCUGUGACCAGCAAUCAUUUGAGCAAAGCUGGAAGAAGUUUCGAGAGACCUACAAGAAGUGUCCUUUGUGUGUGGAUCCUGGCUUGAGUGGCCCGCUUUUGAAGUCUGUAGAUUUGGAUGCACUAUCAAAUCAAGAACGGGCACAAACCAUUUGUGGGCUUCAGACGAUGUUAUGUGAGAUUGCCACCUUCUGCCCUUUGGCGACAAAUUUGGUGGAGAAUUCACAUGCCCAGCAUCAAAAUGCUUUGUACGUAUGGCGUGGGAAAUCCAAAGCUCCUGCAGCAGCGGCAGAGUGUUCAGUGCUAUCCUCUUUGGUCAGAGAACAUGCUUACCUCAAGGGCUUGGUCAUUGGGGAAACGAUGCCACGCAGAAUGGGGGUGUCAAGCAUGAAAAAGCAGCUGGGCAGGAAAGGAGGCAUUCAGCCUAAAGUCAUCAGUGCCAAGACUCGGGUCAUCCAGGCAACAACGAGGAAAACAAGACGCAUCAGUGCUUGGAAUGUGUUUUGCCGAUCCCAAAUGCAGCAUCUCAGCAAGAACCACGGCAGACCUCUGACAAAGAAUGAGUACAAGAAUGCGCAGAAGCAAAUUGCUAUGCUGUGGAGAACUCUGUCUGAGGAGGAGCAAACACCUUACAAGGUAGAUGCAAACUUUGAACAGUCUUGCCGAGACGAACUAGGCACACGAGCCUUGAAGACUGGACGGGGACGUGCUGCUAACUCACCUGACUCACCUUCACUGCCCCAAAGAGAUUGUGUAGCAGCCGGCAAUCAGCCCACUCACCUCUUGGAGAAAGUGGCUGGUGAGAGAUAUCUCAAAAAGAUCUCUGCCAAACGGCUUUGUGUGAACAGCGCGGACAAGAAUGCCCAUAGUAACUGGUCUACCUAUGGCUUGGGUUUGCAAGACUCUGACGGUGCAGUGAAGGCAGACUUUGUAGACUUAACUGCCACCGCAGGUCAAGUGGAUUUUGCUGUGGACUACUCGUUGCACAGAGUUGCUAACAAGGAGCUGCUCCAAGAACUUCCUACACCACCCGAUGCUGAAAUCACUGUCCAAACUCGCACAUGCUUGGAAUUGUUUGGCUGUUGCAGGGAACAUGAUCACCUCACAUUGGUUCAAAGCCUUGCCAAGAGCUUUGCAAACAUGGUAACCACCAAGAAACUGCCAGCUGGGACAUUGGUUCGGCUCACGCCAAACUUGGAACAUGGUCAUGCAAGCAAGCCAGUGCCAGAGCUAUAUUUUGUCCUUGGAUUGUUGUGCAAGAAACCAUUGCAGCAUGUUUUGGCAAAAACGUGGAUGUGUGUGACAACUGGCCUCCCUCCGGGCAGCACUGUGUUUUCAAUGGUGGAUGCAAACUCUGGGGUUCCUGUUUUCUCAACUUCGCACCAAGUGUUCUUUGACCUGGCGGAAUGCUACCAUGGGCAUCUGAAGAGCAUAACAGUCUCCAUCUUUCAGAGCAGCUUCGAUUGUUCAGUUUGGGGGCUUCACCAGCUUCGAAUUGUGACAGAAGGUUCACCCUUGGACUUCGUGAUCAAUGUGAAAGCUGGAGCAGAGAGUUCCAGCAAACAAAAGAAACAGAGUUACAUCGGCAUGCCCUUUGGUUUGACACUGGAACGCAGGAAAAGGAAAGCGAGGAAAAGCAUUGCCAAGAGGAAGAGAAAACAGCCGGCUGGGAGGCCAAUGUCUGCGCAACCCGCAAAUGCCGUCCUUUCUUCUUCUUCUGGUUCUGAUGCCCGCUCUGUUUCAGUUUGCUUGGAUUCGGAAUCAGAUUGUGAAGGCUUUGAGGGCUUUGCUGAAACCAGUCCCACUGGCUGUGACUCUGGAGGUUGUGCUGAAUCCAAUGAUGUGUAUGACGAUGACAAUGAUGCCGAUGAGCAUCCAAAUGUUGAUGCUGAUGCUAGUGCUGAGCCAGUCCCGCCAACCACAGCAGCUGAAAUUGAGACACAGGCAGUGCAAGAUGCAUUUGAUGAUUUCAAAGCAGAUUGCAAUCGAAGAGCGGAAUUGGCGGAGGUGGCUUCAGCAAGUAUGGGAACCUUCUUCCACUCCUCAGUUGGCUUCAACGGAGCAGCCUUUGCCCAAUCGAGCCGGAGUGUUUGUUACCAUUGUGAGCAACGCAUUGAGAAAGGCAGCAUUCGUCUCAUGUACUGCUGGAGCACCAAGAAGCCAUCAAGGUGGAUGCAUGAUUCUUGUGUGGCUGCAUUUGUGCAAGCAGCAGAUAGUGCUGCUCGAAAGUCACAAGCAAUCAAUGCCUUGCGGCAUAUCAUGGACACCUCAAACGAAGAGCUCAUCAAAAAUGCUGCAGAUGGUAUUUUGGACAAAUUGGCUCUUGUGGAUUGCUAG
Molecule: messenger RNA, 3318 nt
Organism: Durusdinium trenchii
Lineage: Eukaryota; Dinophyceae; Suessiales; Symbiodiniaceae
Source: the annotation of a GenBank genome assembly